Apis dorsata (giant honeybee) is the source of this 800-nucleotide messenger RNA. RefSeq lists its product as uncharacterized. Bases 66 to 518 code for a protein of 150 amino acids. The transcript is spliced from 2 exons. The record is from RefSeq and is a predicted model, not a curated record. NCBI's taxonomy places the organism in Eukaryota, Metazoa, Arthropoda, Insecta, Hymenoptera, Apidae.
ACUUAUCGCGAAGAAUAAUUUCCCCUUGAAGAAUAAAAAUUUCUCCGUAUCCGUAGACGAAUCUGAUGGAAAAACUGACGGAGGAACAGGAAGAGAAACUCUGCCUGGCUAGCCUCCCUUUGCGCAACUAUUUGAUGAAAUACGUGUUGCCAACCUUGACGCAAGGACUCAUCGAAGUUGCAAAUUUGCGUCCAGACGACCCAGUUGAUUUUCUCGCUGAAUAUCUGUUCAGGGAAAAUCCAGAGGGCAAGAUGUUCGAGCCGGAGCACACGAGCGCUAUGACCUCGAUUCUGAACAUGAUCGACAAAUUCAAUACCUUCUUGCUUCCCGAGGAAGAGGUGAGCAGCCAAGUAUUACAACUGUUGAAACGGAAAUCGCUAACGGAAGAAAUAGAAACCACCGAUUCGGACGUGUGCACGGCUCAAAAGACUUAUGUCACACCGUGUUACACUUAUGACGACGACACGUGCGUUGAUGAAGAGACCUCCGAGAUGACCGAACCCGACGAAGAAGAUUGACGAAACUCGAAAACAGGAAGAUGCAGGUCCCGGAGGAUUUGCAUGUUUGGCCAAACGGAUUGAUAAUUAAUUAAUCUGCACGUGACACGAUAAUGGCAAUAUUUGGUUUGGCAACGUCAUCCGGAAUUCCUGUAAUUUGUUGAGCCGUGCAUACUAAUGAAUCCUUGCAAAGCGAUAUUUGCAUAAUGUAUCGAUUGCUCGUGCUACGGUCUCUUUGUCUUUUUUGGAUCGGAUAUAUAUUGAAAUUUUGAAAUUAUAAAUUUUUACGAGAAAAUUGUUAUU